CUUAGUCCAGUCAGACCGACUUCAGCGGCCGCGACUGCUCACUUCGCUUUCAGGAUGUUUUACCGGGACUCUUAUUCAAUACCUGCUUAUCUUCCGAUGAGACUUAACCGCUGACAUUUGGGAAUAAGUCUUUUGUGGGAGACUUUAGCGGCUCCAUUGCUAAUGAAGAACAGCCAGUUAAACGAACCGUGGCGAAGAUUAGCUAACUAAGCUAACAACCAUAUUCAAUGAGAGGAGCCACUCUGCAGAUUUGUUUGAACCCAGAGACUAACUUUAGCUCUCUGACAAUGGUCUAGGUCUCUACACCCAGCUUGUGUUGUUUUGGACCUCUGUGCGGUGUCUAAAAGCUGCUAUGGAGCACUGCAACAUGGAUAGCAAAGAACAUAAUUUGUUUUGGGGGUUGAGAUCUGUGCUGUUACCACUGACGGGAGAUUGCCUUCACUGAUUUCGCCGUUCCCUGACUAAAUAAAUACUAUGAGGUUGCCAGGAAAUUUCUCAGAGGAGGUGUGUUAAAGCUGUGGUCAUCAUUUUCAUUCGCAAAGGAUGUCCGACUUGGAAAGUGCCAGUUCAUAUUUUGGUUUGGAGGAUCCGCAGUGGCUAUGCAUGGUCACACUGUUUAUCGCAUCCCUGGUUACUCUGAUACUGUAUUUCAUACAGUAUUUCCAGCAAAGGGGUGUAGGUAAUAAGCAGAGAACAGCAGAGGACAAUGCGGCGAAGGAGGAAGCUGCCGCUCUGCUGGAAUGGGCGCUGGCACUGAGAAGCUGGAAGAGUCAGUGGAGAGGAGCUUGGUGCAGGGCUUUGAACGACGAAUCAAGGAAGCGUGGGGGUGCCGUUCUGUUGACAUUUGAAGAGGAUGAUCUUGAGGCAUCAGAGCUCAUGGUCAGCCGCGUGUCCAGUUUUCAAAAGUCUGCCAGGAACCAGGCCGCUUGCUGCAGUGUGGUUGGGGAGAAGCUUCAGUUCUCUCUCUGUGCAACACUGACAGCCAUGGCUACAGCAGAUCCCUGUAAAUACACCGUGUGUAUAGCUCCACUGGAGCUGCAGCUUGAUCUACAGAUGCAAGAAGCUGAAGAUGAGGUCAAGGUGAGCUGGGGAGUGUCUCACCUGGAGGCAGGGGAGCUGCAGGUGACGCCCACUUUCACCCAGAACAGUGCCAACUCUUCCAAUGUAGCAGCCAUAAAGGAGCAGCUGAGGCAGCUGUUAUGCGUGACGCGCCCCUCUGUGUUGCUGAGCUACAGGCCUGCUCAGGCCUCAGAGGUCAAGGACGCCCAGAACAAAGUGGUAUCACCUCCCAAACCCCCCCGAGCCCACGACUGGAAGCUGCUAGUGAAAAACAUCCGGGUGACACUCAAUCAGGAGGAAGAUGCUGCAGGCAGCAUGGAUCCUCUGUGUGUGCUGCAGUUAGAUGAUCCUCCACAGAAGUUCAACACCUCUGUCUUGAAGAACACAACCAGUCCUGCCUGGGACCAGCCGUUUAUCUUUGAAUUGAAUGGACGAUCAAAAGAGCUCAAUAUUCAGUUGACGAAUGAUGGACAACCUCAAGAAAGCUCCCUGCUCGGUCAGGUGUCAGUGCCUUUUGAUCUUGUAAAGAAGCAGCCCAAAGGACAGCAAACAUUUGCACUCAUGACCAAAGACACGGUGACUGGAUCACUCACUACUGACUUUACCUACCUGGAGCCCAGCGAGGUGAGGUCCUGGCACCCUCCGACCCCAGCCUCCAGCAAGAGGGUGGAGAUGGACCGUACAGUCAUGCCCUGUGGCACAGUGGUCACCACCAUCACCGCAGUGAAGAGCAAGCCAGGUCGACCGCUCCCACUCGGACUCAGCAUAGAUCCUGCCCAGAAAGCUGUUGUCAUCAAGCCCAAGCUGUCUGAGCGGCGUGUUUCAGAGCAGACGUCUAUGCUGGGGCCCACAGUCAGCAAGGCCCUGUCCUCCUCUGACACCGAGCUGCUGAUGCUCAAUGGCACAGACCCGGUGGCCGAGGCCGCCAUCAGACAGCUCCACCAGUCUGCCAAGCAGAAGCUCAAGUCCCCAGUGAAGAAGAGUACCAUCAUCAUCUCUGGCAUCGCCAAAACGCCUUUGUCUCAGGAUGAUGAGCUAGCUCUGAUGGCGGGCUACGCUGCGGCGAUGGAUGCCUCGAUGUCAGAGGGCAGCUCCACUCAGGAUGUGACCACGGCGAUUGCAUCAGGGACCAGCAGCCCUCCAGAGAUGUCGGAGCCCCAGGAAGGCCCCAGUGGACUGGGCCGGCCUCCUGAGGACUGGGAGAGCCAGACAGGAGAGGAACUGAACCAUGCCUCGCUAUCCAUGUGUGUGUCUGAGGUGAACUGCAAGAAGAGCAGAGGCAGCUUCCUGCAGAAGAGUGCCAAGCUCUUCUUCCGGCGGCGUCACCAGCGCAAGGACCCGGGGAUGAGCCAGUCCCACAAUGACCUGGUUUACCUGGAGUCUCCAGCCGCAGUGGAGCGGGCCAGCCGAACCGCCACGCUUAGCCGUAUGCUCAACCGCAAGAGUAAGAAUAAGAGCAAAGCCAACGGCUCUACCUCCAUGGGGGAGCCACACGUGUGACCCCCACCUUCUUCUCACCUCAGUCCCUCCCACAACAACUACCAUCACCACCUCAAACUUGCACUGGCAAACUUCCUGGCUAACCUACUCCCCCUAAUGCCCAACCUGCAUACUGGGGCUCGUGCAUUGUGAAUGGGAGAGCUGUGCAGAUGGAAAAAUAUCCUCUUUUAUUGCCAUGUCCUGCUUAAGUACUUCUUCUAAAAAGGAGACAUUCCACCAAAAGCAAGUGUGUGCAUGUGUGGAUGAAGGUAUCCUGUCCUGGACUGAUGGCAUUCCAGAGGAUAUUACUUUGCAUGUUUCUUUUAUUUGGUUUUAUGCAACAUUUUGAAAUCUUUAAGUGCUUUUAUGGCCUCGUUACAGACAGAAGGGACUGGUGUAGGCCGUCGCUCUUUACCUCACUGAGGGUAAAGGGCAAAACUCUCCCUGCUUGUAAACCGUACAGUUUCGUACGGUGGACCAACAGGACCAAAGAUGAAGAGCAGAGUGGUAUUUGUAUGAUUUGCACAGUCUUAGUACCUUUAUUUAAAGUGCAAUGACAGGAGCUACUCUUGUGACAGAGACUCUUCUGUAGUUCUGAUUCGUGUUAACAACAUUCACAAAGGGAGAUGAUCUGGUCACUGCACGACUAGUGCAAGUGAGAGAUAGUAAUAUGACUACUUUUUGACACUAAGACUAUGAACUAUGGUAUUUAAAUCAACGAUCCAUCAUGUUUUUUUUUUUUUUCAAUACACUUAAAAUACUUGUAAUUUUAUUCCAAAUAAACAGCUAUAUAUAUAAUGUGCGUAUAAAAGCUGUCCAGAGAAAUGGAAGCCUUAUGUUUAACAAAGAUAUCAAAACCAGUUAUUGCAAGUGAGUUGUGAUUGGCUUGUACAGAGGUCGUGUUAUCAUGCACCACCAGCUGUUAAAUAAAAGAAGCAACACCCCUCUAAAAAGAAACAGUGACACUGUGGCGAACAUGAAACUUUAGCUAUACGUGAGCAUUAUAUGUUUACUCCUCUCUGCAGUGUUUUUAAAUGAUAUGCAACUUUCUCCUGUGUCUUCCCAGAUUCCUCCUGUACACUACUAUUAUCAGCAGGACUGUUAAUGUGUCAAAAGGGAACAGAAUGAACCUUUAUCCAGGAACUGUGAUGUUACACUCGGCCAUAUUUGUCUCAUUACGCACUAAUGAAACUCGUUCUAUGCUCAUUUCAAUCCCGCAUUUCAUCUGAAUGAAAUCCUCGCUCUUUCAUGUAAUGUUUUAUUGUUGUUGUUUUGUUUUGUUUUUUAAGAUGUAGCUUUGAACACCUGAACAACAGAAAGUUUGAACAUGUUUGAGAGUUUGUUUUUUUUUUUAAUCCAGCUAAUGAUUGUAUUUUUCGUUGAACACAUUUCUGUACAUCAUGUUGACUGCUGUUUCUUCAGUGAGUCCAUCUGCUCAGAGAACUGAUGCAGCGCAGUGACAGACAGAAUCAGCAGAUUGCCUUACAGAUAUUCUGAGGAUGUCGUCGCGGACGGCAGGUCUACACUCGUUCCUCGACCUUUUGGUCCCCAGGCUUCAUCCGCCAUCAGACCAGAGAACUGAAGGACUGUAGCGGGCUGUCUGAUUGGCUCUGAGCGAUGCCCUGUUCCUGCACCAUCAGCAAUGUCUAUAAUCAAGAAGCCUAUGCACAUAUCUGUUAACUGGGUGUUUGCAUUAUUAGACUACCUGAGAAUUAAAAACACUUACUUACUGUUCAGGACUCUGCAGAUACAGUGAGGGCUGUCUUUGUGUGUUGGUAUUUACACGGUAGGGCUGUGAUCCCGUCUCAUCAGCUGCUCUCUCCCACCACCAUUGACUAAAGUUUGUUUAAAAAAAAAAAAAAAAAAAAAAGCAAAAAAGAAAUUCAAAAGCCAAAAUUGAGGCUGAAUAAAAAUCUGUAACCAUAAAACGGGUCGUUUUAAUCAUGCUCAGCUUCAGAGCCCUUGCUUAAGGCAUCCUGCAAGCAGUGACUACAUUUAUUCAUCCAGUGAGCAGUAGGGCUGUACGUGAUUAAUAAACUGCUUCCUGAUGGGUUUUUUUUUUUAUUGGCAUCUGCUUUGUGCACAGAAACUGACUGACUUAGCUGUUGUUGCAGAACGUCAGCCAGUUCCCUGCAGGGACUGUAACUAAUAUACAUAUCGAGUUAUUUCAUUUUCAGCAAUAAAUAUUG
Molecule: messenger RNA, 4727 nt
Organism: Toxotes jaculatrix (banded archerfish)
Lineage: Eukaryota; Metazoa; Chordata; Actinopteri; Toxotidae
Product: C2 domain-containing protein 2
Exons: 13
Coding region: 544-2559 (671 amino acids)
Source: RefSeq, a predicted model, not a curated record